CACCAGUGUCCGCCCCUCCGGAUCCGCCACCUUCGCACUUGGACUGUCGGGGAAGAAGAAAGCGGUGGCUUGACGAGAGCGACCGUGUCUGUGGUGGUAGCUCUUUGCUGUAUUCGAAGGACAAAGAAACAUGGCUGGAGGUAAAGCUGGGAAGGAUGCCAAGGUCAAAGCGAAGGCGGUCUCCAGGUCCGCUCGGGCAGGUCUCCAGUUCCCAGUGGGAAGGAUACACAGACAUCUCAAGAUGAGGACCACCAGCCAUGGCCGAGUUGGGGCAACAGCAGCUGUCUACAGUGCAGCCAUCCUCGAGUACCUCACAGCUGAGGUGCUAGAGUUGGCAGGCAACUGCAGCAAGGACCUCAAGGUAAAGAGGAUCACUCCCCGUCAUCUCCAGCUGGCCAUCCGAGGAGACGAGGAGCUCGACUCCCUCAUCAAGGCAACAAUUGCUGGAGGAGGUGUUAUUCCUUACAUCCACAAGUCUCUUGUUACCAAGAAGGCAAAGCAGCAAUGAGCAGAGCAGACCAAACCCACAAAUACCUCUACUACCAUAGUUCACUGUAGCACCACACUGUAAAUACUCCUGACAGACAAUGCAGUGGAUGGACAAUGUACUACAUGCAUGCUUCAUGCAAUCUAUUCACUCUUAGAAAUCCAGCAGUUUUUCUACCUUUUAUCCAAUUAUGUAAUACUCCAUUGCACAUUCCUUUCUCUUUGCAUGCUCCUCCCAUCUGCAUUAAUAAUGUGGCGGCGCUGCGUUCUUUCCGGCUGCUGCUGCGGCGCGGCGGGCCACUUCGGUAGCGUAGCAGUUAGCAGUUGCAGACUCGAUCUCAGAAGUGCAGUAUUGAGUUGGAAUGGCGUCAGGUUUGCCUGCAGACUGUGACAGGGCGUGGGAUGGUCUUAUCUACUACAAGAAAGGGACGUUUGUUUCGCGCUAUGAGCCGUACUGGGGAGUUGUUAGGAGAGAGAGCUCACGAGGCUUGCAGAGAAUUGACCUUUUCAGACCUCUCUCGGCUGUCCAUUCCACCUCUGACCUCUUCAUACCUCUACAUGAUGUGCUGCAUGUGCUGGACAGAGAGGCCAGGGCCAAGAGGUUUGCGUUCCAGAUCCUAGCCACCGGGUGCAAAUACCACCUAGCAACAGAUACUGCUGAGGACAGGGAGAUAUGGGUGCAGGGCUUGAAGCAAUUCUUGUUUGGCCCACCCCGCCGUGGUGUUGUCUACGAGUACCAGGUGAUAGUGAUCCCAAACAGUCACUCUGAGAAGCUCCAGUUGAGUGGCCGAUACAUCUUGAGGAUCACUGAUUCUCACAUUGCCCUUUUCACGUCCACUGGGACUCUCCCUACUAGAUUCCUCUACUCCCUGUCAGAUGUGGCUCGUACUCGUUACAACACCUUCACUGAUGCAGGCCAGAAAUUCAGUGUCCUUGUAUUGUAUUGCCAUGGCGAUGUAAGUGCUGACUACACACCAGUGCAGAAAAGCACCAAAUCUGCUAGUUGUGCAUUUGGUAAUGGUGGGGUGGUGGGAGAUGAGGAAAUGUUUGUGUUCCAGACACAGAGUGCCAGCACCAUAUGUCGCGCUAUUGAGCAUAGAGCCAAAGAGAUAUCCAAAAGAGGGCAGCAAAAGUCAACAUCUCCUUCCUCCCACCUACCUAACUACCCAGCUAUGUCACUACCUACCUCUUCAUGCUUUCCCAUAUGUGAGAAAGAGCCAUUGGCCCCUUCUGUGGUUCAGCCAUCCAGUAAGCCUCGUCCACCACCCAGACCAGCCAGGACAAGCACCCAAGACACCUCCUCGCCUGCCCAUCCUGAUUUAAAUCUGAACCACAGCACAUCAGAAUCUUCUCUCCCACUCAAAACAAUAAAAGCCCCAAUUCCUCUCCCACGACAUAAGAAGCAUUCUUUUGAUUCAAAUCAACUGCACACUGUGAGAACCACUGACAAGCCUCACCCACCACCACCUUUGACCAAGCCAAAACCACAUCGUCGUCCAAAACCCACAUUAGGUGGACAGUCUUCUCAUGGAAGCCUUCAAUCUUGCAUUAGCAUCACAUCUACAAGCAGCUUACCUUCUCCCCAUAACACUGAACCCCCAGUCACCGAAGAUUUCAAAGCCGAUGCAGUCGACAGUCAGGCAGUUGAGAAAUGCAGCACCGAGAAUGAGCCUAUGUACGUCAACCUUACUUCUUCACCAACCAGCAACGGACAGGAGGAGGGUCAAAAAGAUAUGGAAGAAGAUCAGUGUGGGGAGGUAAUAGUAGGGGCAGAGAACAGGGAUAGUGCCUUACCUGCAUCUUACAUUUUGUCUCCUUCGAAAAGCUACGAUGAAUAUUUGGCAGCUGGAGGUAACCAUGAGGCAGCUCCUCAAUAUUCCACCGUCCCACCAUCCAAGAGCUGUGACAUACUGACAUCUCCAUCUCAUACAGAAGAUGGCGUGAAACAAUCAGAGGCGGAGCUGCAGCGCCCCAUUGAGCUCCCACUAGGAGAUCAGGUGGUACCUAGCCCUCCUGAUAGUCCAGAGAGAGAGGGCUCACCGACAUUGGAUGAUUUCCUGGCCAAGAUCCUGAAGCGAAGGCGAGAGAGCCAAGACAUCAACCAGGAGUGUGACAAUGAGAGCAAUGCCCACCAACACGGAAGGUUCUCACUGAGCAGAACCAGAAGCAGCAACCCAAGAAUCAUGAUGCAAGCCGGUGCUCAUGUUAGCAGCCCUCAAACCCCUUACUACUACAAUAUGCCCCCUCUGAUGAGAACCAAGGGGCUCACCGUGGAUGAAGACGAGGAUGAAGAGGGGGAUUCGGCAGAAAUGAAUGGUUCAGAUGAGAGAAACUGCUCGGAUGAGAAAAAAGAGAGAAAAGUGUGCUGUGGGGAGAGCUUAACUGAGAAAGAAUACCGCAGCGAGUGGCUGAGGAAGGGCAGUAGUGUUCAGGAUUGGAUGCCAAUGACCACGAAAGAUGGUAAUGAAUAUAGCGAAGACGAAGACCUAUACUGCACGUACCUCAAAAUUCUUCCGUCGACGGCACAAAGCCUACCUCACCCACCUCCUCACACCGAGAACAGACACAUGUUUCCUGCACUGGAGGAGCAACACUCCAACUCCACGCCGGAAUCAGGGUCUCCCCUCUGGGACACACACAGGGCUAGCAGCAGGCAGAGCAUUGUCCCGUCCCCUCUGACCCAGGGGGGGGCAGAGAAUUCUCCACCAUCCUCACCACAGGUACAGGAUCCCCCAGCAUUCCCUGGAGGUAAAGGGAUCAAAAGAAGCUCUCCAGUCUUCAAGAAGAAGCGGAUGUGUAGCAGUCGAAGAAGGUCAGGAAGGCGAGGAACGCUGUCCGGAGGAGGGAUAAAGUUGCCGGUUGCGGACCAAACUGAUCUGGAUGGGUCCGUACACAAGAGGAGAAGCAGCAGACGGAAAAGUGGAACGGGUACAUUCAGACCGGGUCCCCUUCCUUCCCUGCCUGGCACCUCAGUGGAAGUAGACUCAGACUAUGAGUGGGCCGAGGUGGACGAGGUCCUCUCUGACACUGGCAGCGACUACAUCUACACCACGCCGUUUGAUCUGGGACUGGAAUAUCACCCGAGACGUUCUGCGUCUUGCUCGGAGCUGGCACCUUUUCUCACUGGGCCUGCCUCCAUUGGUCAGAGGCCUCCUGCCCCUCUUCCACUGGCUUCUCAAGAUCCAGUUACUCAGGAGAAUCCUUCACAUGUAGAAUCCCCUGACUCCAGCCCAAUGAAAACUGCAGAGGAGAAGAGAAGUAUUUUUCAACAUUCUCACUCUGUGGGUGACGGUUUCUCAACUGAAAUGUCAGAUGAAGACAUGCAUGGAGAUUAUGAGUACAUACAUGAGGUGGAGGGAGACUACGACUAUGCAGCGAUACCAAAUCGAAGUAAGUCGGGGUUCACUGUAUGAUACUUUGUCUAAUGACCAAUGCAUAUGGACCAUACACGUUUCCCGUGUACAGCUGUAUUGCAUGAUUGGUGAGCAAAGUGACUAAGUGUAUGUAGUUGUGCCUAUGUGUAUGUACUUUUUAUUGAGCGAAUAAUGUAAUAUGGAGCUCCCUCAAGUGGGGUCCGAAGCGUUGCACGCCCAUAUGAAUUGUACUCAUGUUGUGACAGCAUGGGAAAUUACCCACUUCUCCAUACACGGAAAUUCUUGUUAGUACUUCAGAAUCAAAUGCCGUUCUACGUAGUUGUGACACUCCUGAUAUAAUUAUAUUAUGCGUAUAAAUACUUGUGAAAAGGCACGUCAUAUUGAAACGCUCGCCAAAAAUGCAUUGCAUUGCUCUAGUAAUAAUCCACCACAUACCAAUGUUUUACGUCACUCUAAGUAGAAUUUUAAUUUAACAAUUGUCUGCCAUUCGCGUGUGAAUUUGGCAUUCGCUAGCCAUUGUUACAGUGUGCGGAUUAUAAUUGGGGCAGAACUUACACUGCAGAUGUGCAAAAAGUGGAUGUUUAUUUUACACAUUGCAUGCACCCUGUGGGUGUGUGUGUUAGUCAACCUUAGGACAGCUAAAUGAGACCUUAACUAUGCAACUAUGUAGGUAUUUAUUGCGAGCACAACCACCAAUUCCGUAACUUUCCAGGCUUAUAAUUAUUUUCCUCACAUCAUCUGAGUGUAAUGAUCAAUAUUUCUCAGGUGCAGCAAACAUGUUUUGUAGAGAGAGAGGAGAGUAUGUGGAUAUCAACCGCAACCCCCCCUCACACCCCUCCUCCUCCUCCUCCUCUGUCUCCUCGUCACCCACCCUCAUGUCCCCCCACAGUAGAGCUCCAGCACUUCCUCCACGUCAACGACCCAGACCCCCGCCACGACCCUUGA
Molecule: messenger RNA, 4805 nt
Organism: Geodia barretti
Lineage: Eukaryota; Metazoa; Porifera; Demospongiae; Tetractinellida; Geodiidae
Source: the annotation of a GenBank genome assembly